GAUUUGGAUCUUGAUUUGGAUUGUGAUAUCCAUCCAUCCAUCCAUCCAACCAUCCAUGAUAGGAAGUAUUCGACCCAAGUACCGCCGUGGAAUGAAAGUGUGUUCAUUCCGGCAUGUAAGGUUCAAAUGGAUGGACUCUGUAUGGACUAUGGAUGGACUCUGCAAAAGUAUAAAGGACAAAGACGGUGUAGCUAUCUCAUGACUCUCUUCCCUUUCUCUUCUUCCUCUUACUCUUUAUCUCUCCCCCAAUUGAAAUCUGAUACCUUGGCUUGAUAUUGUCCAUACACCAUCCCAUCCCCCUACUUGUAUCCUCUGAUAUUCAUUCUCGAGUCAUUGCACUCCCCUCGUAUUCCAAUCCUAUAAGCAUCUGCAUCUGCAUCGACAUCUUUUAUCCACAUUCCCCAAUUGGUUCGACCUACCUACCUACCUACCUACCUACAUACAUAUAUACAUACAUAUAAAUCCACGUUCCAGCAAACAAAAGCACUCACGAUUCCUUGUGUAACCACACUUUGAUCACCUUAUCUGCCGAUACUCCGCAUUUUCUGUCGGUAUACAUACGACGGGACUUUCAGCUCUUUUAUAUCUUCACUUCACAUUGUCCAAAACUCAAUUCAUCAAACUAUAACCAUCAAUUUAUCUCACCUCAUCUCACCUCAUCUCACCAAUAUGUCUCGAGUUACUCCUCCCGUCAAUAAAUUCACACUUGUGUUGAAGAGAUGUAUCAGUACUACUUCGACUGUUGCAAGCCCGAGUGCACAAUUAAAAACUAAGAGCGCUAUCAAAGCUGAUCUCAUCUCCAACUUCUCCCACGAACGCACCAUCACCACUACUCACCGACCAUCUCCCCCUUCUAUCAAAACCAUCCGUCUCAUGCAGGGAUUCCGCACCAGCGCCGCUCGUCCCGUCGCUUCCCCUUCCACUCUCGAUUAUCUCGUUCUUCCCCGUCUCCCUGUUGAAGAACCUCUCAAUGCAUUUGCUGUCCGCGUUCCUAUCCUUCCUGAUAACUACUAUGCUUCUCAAUCGAUCAAGGAAUCAAUCGAUACUGCGGUUCCCAAACAGGAAGUCCAUAUCGUGAGUGCGUUGCCAGAAGAGGUCGUUUCACAGGUUAAUGUUCUGACGGAGAUGGUGGGGAAUGAGGCGGAGAGUGCAGUGGAUUUGGGACAGUGGGUUGAGGGAGUUAGGAAGAGAGGAGAGGAGAUGAGAGAGAGAUUCGUAGGAAGAGAUAACGAACAAGGUGUUUUGAGUGAAUUGUGGAUGAGUCUUCGUGAGGAUGUGUGGGGAGAGAAGAAAGUUGCUGUUUAGAAUUUUAAGUGUGGCAUCGGAUGUAGGGAGUUUUGAUUUGAUGGAGCGAUUGAUUGACAGAUGGGUAUAGAUGGAAGGGGGAACUCGCUCGCUACGCUUAGCUAGAGCUAGAGAUCCUUUGAUGACGUUAUGAAUUUUUCUUUUCUCUCCUGCUGCCGAGAUAGCUAGUUCGUGGCUUGGAUUGGUUUGGUUUUGGGGUGUCUGUCUUUUACUUUCUUGCUUGCUUUGCUUUUGAGUUGUCUUUGUCUUUUGCUUUUGCUGAAGGUGAAGGUGAAGGUGAAGGAUAGGGUGUUUGAAGGAUCUCGUUGGGGAUAUGAUGUUACUUAGUUUUAUUAAUUGAAUGUUAAGACACCUUUUUACCUACCUAAUCUAUCUUUUUGAUUCUAAUUCUGAUUCCUCUUUCGACCGUUUUAUAUCA
Molecule: messenger RNA, 1723 nt
Organism: Botrytis cinerea B05.10
Lineage: Eukaryota; Fungi; Ascomycota; Leotiomycetes; Helotiales; Sclerotiniaceae
Exons: 2
Coding region: 670-1305 (211 amino acids)
Source: RefSeq, a predicted model, not a curated record